GUCAUUCAUCCCGCAGCAAAAAGACUUCCUGUUUCAGAAUGGACAGGUUAGAGUGGUCGGAUGGGAACUUAUUUCCAAAUGAAAGCACUUCCAUUCAACAAAUAGGCGUUCGGAUAUAUGACGGAGAAGAUAAGACACCAUUUGAUAAUGGCUCAUUAUUGCUUACCUCUCACCGUUUGAUAUGGAAAGAUGCAAAGGACCAGACAUGUGUCCUGUCCUUGCCCUUAUCCUUAAUUGUAUUUGUAGAGGAACAAGCAGGAGGUUUUAGUAAAAGCCCUAAAAUCCUGGCUCACCUCAGUGCCCCAAUGCCAGGCAAACAGCCCGGACCAGCCACCAGCAGCAAGAACCAUUACAUCAGGUUUUCCUUCACACAGGGAGGGAUGACAGAGUUUUACAGGUGCUUAGCAGAUGAGUUGGCCCACAGGAGGUGGGAACAUAUUCCCCUGACGUCACAUCAACCAGCUUCACAGAAAAGGCAUGUAAGAGCAGCAGGGAUUGUGGGGAUAGAGAGAAAUAUCCAACAAAAGCACAAGGAAACUGAUCAGAAUAUAUCUGUAGCAUUUGAGGAUUUGAAUAAACUAAUUGCAAAGGCAAAAGAUAUGGUGACACUUGCAAAGGGGAUUUCUAGCAAAAUCAAAGAAAAACAGGGAGACAUAACAGAGGAUGAGACAAUCCGUCUCCAGUCUUACUUGCUAAGUUUGGGAGUAGAUGAUCCUGUCACUAGAGAGACCCAUGGAUCUGGGCAAAGUUACUACAGGGAACUGGCAAAACAGAUAGGCUCCAUGUUGGAGCAGCCACUGAGGGAGAGUGGUGGCAUAAUGACACUGACUGAUGUUUACUGUAGGGUGAACAGAGCAAGAGGAAUGGAGCUCCUUUCCCCAGAAGAUCUCAUAAGUGCUUGUAAACUGCUGGAGGUGUUAAAACUACCUGUCAGGCUCAAGUCAUUUGACAGUGGAGUACAAGUGUUACAGUUGCAAUCACAUAGUGAAGAGGAGUCUAUAGAGAAAACCGCAAAACUGGUAGAGGAGAAUGGUUCACUGACUGCUGAGGAGCUAUCAACUAUGGCUGGGUUGUCAGUUAUUUUAGCCAAAGAAAGGUUACUAUUGACAGAGAAGUCAGGAGGAGUUUGUAGAGACGAGUCCGUAGAAGGCCUGCGAUUUUAUCCCAAUCAAUUUUUAACCAGGAAAGACUUGUAUUUUCAACUUGGAAGGACAUUAUGAUACAAGUCCUGAAAAGAAGGAAGGAAGUGUUAUUCUUAUGUUUUAUCUGCAUGACAGUGAAAUCAAAAUUAGAGAAAAGAGACUUCCGUUUACUAUGAAGGAUAUUAUGAAAAUUAGCUUUUUGAUGAAUUUCAUCGAAAAAAGGGAACUGAUAUAAAUUUGCAGUUGUGACUUCUAAUGAAUUAAAAACCAUAAUUGUGCUUGCUUGAAAAAGGUGUGGUUUUAAGCUGAUAAAUGGUAUGAUUACUGUAACCAAGUGUCGCAAAGUACCUCAACAUUACAGGGAAAAGCCAUUUUAUUAUUAAAAGUGUGUAUUCUUGGCAAGUAAACGUGCCUUGUCCACAUUACCAGCAUAGUUGAUAGCACAUUUAUUUUUCAGCUAUAACAAUUAACGAUUCAUUAUUCAACAUGUGCAAAUAUUGCUUUGAAAAGUUUUGUUUGACAAAUAUAUAACAGAUGUUUUCCAGUGCAAAAAUCUGUUGAACUUGAAACAUUUUAGCCGGUAACAUGCAGACGGAUUAUAAAUUGUACAAUAAAAGGACGACUUUACGUGACUCGUAAAUUCGGUGGUAAAAGUGAAA
Molecule: messenger RNA, 1801 nt
Organism: Lingula anatina
Lineage: Eukaryota; Metazoa; Brachiopoda; Lingulata; Lingulida; Lingulidae
Product: vacuolar protein-sorting-associated protein 36
Biological process (GO): protein transport to vacuole involved in ubiquitin-dependent protein catabolic process via the multivesicular body sorting pathway
Cellular component (GO): late endosome membrane; ESCRT II complex
Molecular function (GO): phosphatidylinositol-3-phosphate binding; ubiquitin binding
Source: RefSeq, a predicted model, not a curated record